Molecule: messenger RNA, 17622 nt
Organism: Pelobates cultripes (western spadefoot toad)
Lineage: Eukaryota; Metazoa; Chordata; Amphibia; Anura; Pelobatidae
Source: the annotation of a GenBank genome assembly
CUAACAUUUAAAGCAAAUAACUGUAAAUUAUUAGCACAAACUACAACCAUUGCAAGCUUUUGUCAAUUUUGAUGCUGCUAAGCAUUUAUGUUGUAGACCGGUUCACUGUCAUAUUUGUAUCCAUGCAGAAUUCAAAGAAGCUCAAAGGAGAAAAAAGCAACUGCAAGAAAGGUGUAAGUUGGAGGAGAGCAUUGGGAACGCUGCAUUAACCUGGAACAAUGAAAUCCUGCCCAACUGGGAAACCACGUGAGUAAACAUCAGUGAUCUUAAAGGAACACUCCAAGCUCCAUCACCACUACGGCCCAUUGUAGUUAUGGUUAUGGUGUGUGACGUAGCCUGACAUCCACCAGAGUAAUCUGUCAAACCAUUCCUCACCUCCUUUAACCAGCUUCUUGAGCCAACACCUUUACUUUUUGUUUCCAUUUGUCAUUCUGUUACUUUGUAUUGCAGCACAUGUGUUUAGAUGUCUUCAAAUUUAAUUAAUCUUGUGCGUUUUGUACAUUUGUGAAGCAUGCAAAUGUUAACGUGUAGAAUUUAGCCUGCUGGGUAAUUAAUUUUCAUACAUUUUAGUGUCCAUGCCCACAAGUGAUAUAUGGAGAGAAUUCAAGCAGUUGUCUGAUAUGAUCAGAUUUCACCAUGGCUUUUAUUAUGUGUGAUAAAAGGAUUUUAUUAUUAUAUAUUUUACUUUUUAUUGCCUGGUGCCUUAAUCUAUUUGACAAUUUUAAAGAAGAUUGCCAUCUGUAUUUGUGUCCAGUUUACAAGGAUUAAACUAUCUUAUGAUGGGAGUUGUUUAAACCAGAACCAAUGUUAUAAUAAGUUCUAUAUUCCAAACUUUAUCCUUCCUCGUUGGAACCUGUAUUGCAUGUGUGCUGUGUGUUUGAAGAGUAAAAAAUUAGAGGUUGUACCUUAGUCUUUACCUUGAUAAUAACCUCCAUUGAGAUAAACAUUUUCUAAAGUUCUGUUUGAUUCCCUCUCUUUCAGGUCUUGCUCUCGUAAAGUCCGGGAGAUGUGGUGGCAGGGGAUACCUCCCAGCGUGAGAGGGAAAGUCUGGAGUCUGGCGAUAGGCAAUGAAUUAAAUAUCACCCACGGUGAGUUUGGAGAACGUGCCUGUUACAAUGCUGAAAUAGUACAGGUUUAUUUACUAAAGUAAGACUUGUCUGUACAUUUUCUCCAAAUCCGUUACGUUUCCAAUUCCUCUUGGGCCUUAAAUUUUGAAGCUAUAACAAUUCACAAAUUGCAGAAUAUCUUAAUUAUAAUGUAUCAGCACACACUCAAACAGUGGUUUGUCUCCCUUAACAUUAUCUCCACACCCUCCAUGCGUUUUGGAAAUGGUUGUACCAUACCAAACAACUACCCCAACUAUCCUCUCUAGCUCAUCCAAAUGACCUGAAUUCUGUGUUUCCCAGGUUGUUUCACUAGAAAGCUAAAUCGGGGGUUCCCAACCUAGUCAUUAAGGCACAGUUGUCCUGGUUUUGUCAGUAUCCCGUUUAGCAUAUGUUUGAAAAACAAAUGCAUAAAUUCUGGACUGCUGAUAAGCCGUGGGACUGGGUUGGAAACUUUUCAUCUAGGCAAGAGACCAAACCCAUGGGACAUCAGAUGGAUUUUACAACAUUCUACACGUUUGCUUAAAAAUAGUUCACACUGGUGUAUGUGUACCAGGCACUCCUUUUCUUAACUGCAUUCCUAAUAAAAAUGUUUUUAUUAUGGGAUAUGUGAUCAGCCUGUUUUUGAUUAUGGGCAUUUCUGUUUCUAGAGCUGUAUGAUAUUUGCUUAUCUCGAGCAAAAGACCGGUGGAAAUCUCUAAGCAUGGGAGGAUCUGAAAUGGAAAAUGAAGGUGUGUUUUGUGGUUUUUAUGUGAUAUAUGAAUUGACUUGCUUUUCUGCCUUGCCAUUGCAUAAGUCAUGAGUGUUCGCAGCAUUAAUCCAUCUGUAUAAUACUGUAUUUUGCUGUGUUAAUCCCUUAAUCAAAGAAUAUAAAAUGUGUUUUUGUUACACAAUUAUGCAGCAUUGUUGCUGAUUAUUCUUUUUUGCACAUUACUCUGAUCUUUCUCCAUCAUAUUACGCUUUGGCUGUGAUUAGUUUAACUUGAGUUAUUUUUUUGUUGUGUGCAAUGAAUAAAAUAACAGGAAAAAAAAGAAACCUAUCCAGUAUCCAAAAUCAGAAUCCCAUUGUAAGGAUUAUGGUGUAAUUAUUAACUGACCAUUUGUCUUUUCUGGCAGCAAAAAAAAAAAAAAUUAACAAAAUCUCUGGAGGUCAUUUGUCACCCUGUCCUUACAAACCUCAUCUCACACCAAAAAAAAUUAAACCCCUUACACUGAUAUUACAGUAGGUUGUACAGAGUGGUACCUAGUGCACAAAUUACUGCCUUUUCUACAAUUUUCUUCACAACUAUCUGUGAAGGAGCCAAAGUCACUUGGCUGAGGCUAUAGGUUUAUUCACAAAAUUGCUAUCCGCCUGGGCAUGGACUUUUAUGACCUGGAGUUCUAAACUCCUGGAUUUUAUUGGAGUCUAAAAGAGUUUUGAUAUAUUGAGCAUGGGAUUAUGGGCAAGAUGCAACAGAUGUGGCAUGUGUUAUACUCAAUGGCAUCUUCUGUUAUGUGUGUCCACUGUGCCUUCCAAGCAGUUACCAUAACUUUGACAAUAUCUUCUGCCCUCCACCCCACCUCCCUCAGUGUGCCAUAAAAAUAAAAUAAGUUACCUAAUUACCUACUACAAUGUGAUGAUGGAGCUAUGGCCCCCUCUAGCUAUACCCAGUCAUCAGAGGAGCAUUGGGAUCCUGACUUGCAUGAGUGGUAAGUGAAUUAAUUGCUUUACUUUCAGCGUUUGUUUCACGUGACCAUUGUACUCGGUCAGUCCCAUGGCAGCGCCUCUAGUGGCUGUCAGUAUUAUAGCCACUAGAGGCGACCCUAACCCUGCAAUGUAAAAAGGACAGGGACGCUGCACCCAGACCAAUUGAUUGAGAUAAAGUGGUGUAGGUGACUAUAGUGGUCUUUAAAUUGAGAACCCGUAUGGAUGUAAUGAUGUCAAUAGGAGUGCACGGAUGUGUAUUUUCGUUAACCUUUUUUUAUAAUGAACUUGUGUAGAGAAAAUUAUAUAUUGGGUUUAUAUUGAAAAUUUUUGUUCCAACCCUAUUGCCUACGUUAAAAAAUACAGACUUCCAGGAUCAUAUAAUUGACAAAAAUCUGUUCUUACAAAUUGUGGCAUGUGACAGCUGUAGAUUAUUACUACACAAUUUUGGUUUUGAAUACAUUCUGCCCCCUGGAUUUAAAUUAAACUUGAAAACCAAGACAAUCUGCUCCUUCCAGAUUGUGCAGGGGAAGAAGUGUUUGGCUUUUGGGAAAUCUAUCCAAAACAAGUUUUUAUUCUCUGUGCGAUCAUCAAUGUGACGGGACGUUACAUUUUAUUCUUAAAGCGUCAUUGCAAACAUGAUUGCGAUCAUAAAAUAUUUACUAUAAUCUGCCAAUAAUAUAACUUGUAUUAUGCCAAUCGUGAAUGGUGCAGGUAAUGUUUAAUUUUUCAUACCAUUAUUAUUAAAGAAAAAAAGCACAUCCUGAGAAAAUAUAUUUUAUUAUUGCAUGAAAUAUAUUAUAUAUAUAUAUAUAUAUAUAUAUAUUAUAAAAAUUUCUUUCUUUAUUUUUUUUUUUAAUCUUUUAAGUUAAGGUAGUACACAGGGAAAUGAUCUAAACUUUUUUUUUUUUUUAUGGAAUUUUUUUUUUUUUCUCCUAUGUAUCAACAGGGAAUUAAUCCUUUUUUUUGUUUUUCCCUGCAGAUUCAGGAUUGCCUGCAGCAGACAGAGAAGCCAGUUUAGAGCUAAUUAAAUUGGACAUUUCCAGAACGUUCCCCAGUCUGUGUAUUUUUCAGAAGGUAUGCAUUGCAUUUAUCUCAACGCUCCGAGUUCCGCUGUUUAGUUUAGCUCCCUUUGAAAAUAAUGCUUGGUGCAUGGCCUAUGGCACCAUCACCCAAAACUACUAGGACAGAAAAGUGUUCUAAGGAGUCACUUAAAGGAACACUGUAAGCACAAGAACUCCAACCGCUUAAGACACUGGUUAUACUACAGUAAUAAUUGGGUCUGAGCACUGACAAUGCGUUUUAUUAAAUUUUCAUGGUCUGUUGCCAAUUUUUUGGGGGUUUGUAAUUUUUUUUUUUUUGGUCUUGUCAUUUCCCUCCACUCCACUCCCCUCCCCUCCCCUCCCAAGUAUAAAUGACAAUUUGGUACAUUAACAUUUUUUUUCCCUGAAAUGAAUAACUUAAUGUACAGAUUUUUCUCUCCCUAACUGUCCCAUGAAAACCAGACUAUUUAACAGGGAUCAUGGCAAAACAAGACAUUUUGCCAAAGAGAAUUGUAAUGUGUAGCCAGGUACUAGGUGUAAAUUAUGGGCGAGUCCGGUCAGGUGACCACCAUAAUCUGUAACUCCAUAGAUUAAAUAGACAUUACAUAAAAUGAACAUUUUUUUUUUUAAUUUUGUGCUGCUUUAUUCCAGGGUGGCCCUUAUCAUGACAUGUUGCACAGUAUUUUAGGGGCUUACACGUGUUACAGACCAGAUGUUGGUUAUGUAAGUAUUUUUUUUCUAAUAUUGUUAUACAAUUUUAAAUGCAUAUUUUCAACUUUAUAUAUACACCAAGGUCUCUUUGGCACUUUUGCCAUGCAUUCAUUCUACCACAAUUUCACCCUUUCUGUUUAAGUGCACCCAUACAUAUUAUAUGUAUUUUUUUUUUUUAAACAAGAAAUAGGGUUUUCUUUUGAUACCCUAUAUGCCUGCAUAAGGCAAUAUUACACUGCACAUAGCUAGUCACCAACAGUGACCCCAUCUCAGGUAUUUAAUACCUUGGGCUCCUUAUUAACAUUAGGGGACCUGCUGGUACUUUAAUAACUCAUGGUCUGUGCAGUCAAUGGUCAUAAAAGUCCUGCAAUGCAUGAUUAUAGCCAUAGACAGUCAUGUGAUCAUUGAGGGAUUAAACCAGUCAAGGUGUUGCUUGUAAUUUAGAAACCUCAGCACUUAAGGCAACGUCAUGGCAUUUGUGUUUUUGUACAUUGUUGAUGCCUUAGAUGUGUGUUUGCCAUAAUUACUACUAUAACUGGUUCUGUUGAUGGUAUUUGCAUCAAUUGUAGUAAAGGACAUCCCUGUCUUCUUCAAGACUAUGGAUCCUUGGUUUGUGGCAUUGAGGGUUGUGUUUAAAUCAGGGAGGUAUUGCUUCAUAAAUUCAGUAGAUCCAAAUUAUCACAGGAUGCCCUUCCUAGACUGAAUUUAUUGGCAUUUUUAAAUAAUAAUAAUAAUAGGCUCCAUAUAGACUAAGGUGAAAUGCUUUCUCAGCAUCCGGAGCUAUAGUCAACAUUUGGGUCUCUCCUUACGACUUCAGAUAGCAAAUCAGAUAUCAAAGUAUCUUCUAGUAUUGCUGUUGUCUGAAUGAUGUAGGUGACUGUAUUCUUUUUCAGAUCUUACCUAUGUUUAUAGAAUUGAAUUUUGUUGGUAUUAGAAAACUACAAUUUGCUGCAGAAACAAUAAAUUUUUCUUCAGUUUUAUCUCAAAGAAAAAUUCUUGUUAAAUAUUCAAAAAGUAGAAAAAUGGAAAAUUGAUACAAACUCCAAAUACACUUACACAUCAAUUGAGACUAAAUGUAACACAAGUUUAACAUAUCUUAAACAACAUUUGUGCCAUUCGUAUAAUAGAGCCAAAUAACCUUCUGGCUUAAAAAAAUGAAAAACUUGUAGAAAUAACUUUAAAUAAAAUACAUUCUAAAUGAUUUACUUCAGCUGUAAGUGACUAGUGACUUCUACUGUCAUAAGUAUUCUUUCUCCUAUGACUGGCUUAUUGUGUUUUUUUUAAUUUUUAUUAUUAACAGGUGCAAGGAAUGUCUUUUAUCGCUGCUGUAUUGAUCUUGAAUUUAGAUACUCCCGAUGCCUUUAUUGCUUUUUCAAACCUUCUGAAUAAACCAUGUCAGAUGGCAUUUUUUCGAGUUGAUCAUGGCCUUGUAAGUAUUUAUUUAUUGAAAUCCUAGUCCUGGGGUAGGCAACCUAUGGCACGUGUGCCAUGCACGGCACUCAAGGUGUUUUUGAACGGCACUCAAGGUUGCUAGAGCCAACAGGCUCUGUCCUAUUAGAAGUCCCAGUGAAACUCCAGAUAUCUGCUAACACGAAAAGGUGGUGAAGGAAAAUCCUCAAUUUAUGCAUUGCAGCACAUAGAGGAACUGAUCCCAGAUCACUUCCUCUCAGCACUUGUAAAUGGGAAUCGGCACUGGAGUAGAGCAGCCUGCAGCUGCUGUUGCAGCUCCUGUCCUUGACCUGUACCUUUCCAGCCUGGUUCCCACUGGAACCCAGGGAAGCCACUCACACUGCUCCAUAUACACAGAAAUGCAGAAUAACCCUCUCCUCAUACAAAUAAUAUGAACAGCCCACACGCACAAUCUGCACAAAUGUAACACCAAUAACAAUCCACAUACAUGCACAUAACCCCACAUGCAGCCUCACACAUGCAAUACCCCAAACAGCCCCCACACACUACCAAACACACAAUGUGAAAUAUCCAUCCACACACAAUUCCACAAGCAGCCCCCAUACACAGCCGACAUACAUAUGUAUCAUACACGAUACCAUAAACUACUAAUGAACAUAUACAAUAUAAUAGCUCAUAUACACACAAAUACAAUGAUACAAAGCAAUAACAGUAAAAAUAACACAAGCAGCAUACCCACCUCAAUUUAAAUAAAUAGAACCGGCACGCUACGGGACAUCACAAUCUUAUUUCGGCACAGUGCUGCUAAAAGGUUGCCUACCCCUGUCCUAGUCCAUUGCUGAAUUCCUAGACCAUGCAAAUCCCUUCUGAUUUGGAGACGCUGCUUCACAAUGAGUACCAUCCCACUGGACAGGCUGUCUUGAUUUAGUAUCACAUGCACGUUCCAUGCUCUUAGAACAAUUCUGAUCUACCAGAACUAAUGUUAGAAAAUUCUAACUUUUUUUCUUUUUUUGGAACAUCAAUGUUCCUCUAGAAUGUAAGCUCAUUGAGCAGGGCCAUCCACUUCUCUGUUCCUGUGUGUCCAGUUGUCUGGUUACAAUUACAUGUCUGCUAGUCCACCCAUUGUACAGCGCUAUAGAAUCUGAUGGCGCUAUAUAAAUAAUAAAAUAAUCAUGACAUCUGCUGCUGGAUAUAGGCACAGAAUGUAUCAUAUGUUUCUGUAUAAUUAUCUGACAUCUUAUGGUAUUCUCUGCAGUAUGCAAAAGGUUUCAAUACGAGAAUUAAUGAGUUGCAGUGUUGCCCCUUUUCCCCAUAAUUACAGAUCAUACCUACGCAAAUGCAAAAAUAAUAUCAGAAUGGUCCAUGCCCAAUAUUAGAAAUAGCGUCUUUACUAAAUAUAUUUCUCACUGUUUUUUAUUUAUCAACACCAAGCUUUAUUAAGAUAUUAAUUAGAUAUAUGUCCUUGCUUUUAGAUGCUAACCUACUUCGCAGCGUUUGAAGUAUUUUUUGAAGAAAAUCUUCCGAGGUUAUUUGCACACUUCAAGAAAAACAACCUGACACCAGAUAUCUACUUGAUAGACUGGUAAGUUCAGUAGAUCAUUCCAGCUUAUUGUGUUUAACAUUCUAUACGGCACUAUAACACUGCAUCACAGAGCACUCAUCUCUACAGUGUCUUGCAUCUAUUUCUCAUAUGUGCAUCCAUCCAUCCAUCCCAGGUUAGUAAAAAUAUCCAUAGCUGAAUUUUUUAUUUUUUUUUGUUUAAUCCGUUCUGAAAAAUCUUUUUUAUCUUGAUAUGCAGUCCUGGUGAAGGCUCAUUCUUCCUGACCUUUUGCUUAAUCAUGCCCUUGUGACAAUCUGCAUAUUGCCAAAGAAAAUUCUAAUGUAUGCAUGAAUCAAUUUACCGUAUAUACUCGAGUAUAAGUCGAUCCCCCUAAUUUUACCCCACAAAAAUGGGAAAACUUAUUGACUCGAGUAUAAGACUAGGGUAGAAAAUGCAGCAGCUACUGGUAAAUUUCUAAAUAAAAUUAGAUCCCUAAAAAAUUAUAUUAUUUGAAUAUUUAUGUGCAGUGUGUGUGUGUGAGUGCAGUGUGUGUGUGUGAGUGCAGUGUGUGUGUGUGAGUGUGCAGUGUGUGUGUGUGAGUGUGCAGUGUGUGUGUGUGAGUGUGCAGUGUGUGUGUGUGAGUGUGCAGUGUGUAGUGUGUGAGUGUGCAGUGUGUGUGAGCUGUGUGUGUGUGUGAGUGCAGUGUGUGUGAGCUGUGUGUGUGUGUGAGUGCAGUGUUUGUGUGUGUGUAUGUGAUGCAGAGCCUUGGUGGGGGGUGGGGGGCAUUUUCAAUAUUUUUAAAAAUUAUUAUAAAUUAUUAUAAAUUAUUAUAAAUAAAAAAUAAAAUAAUGUAUUUUAAAAAAUUAUAUAUAUAUAAUUUUUUAAAAUACAUUAUUUUAUUUUUUAUUUAUAUUUAUUUUCGUCCCCCCUCCCUGCUUGUUAGCUGUCCAGGGAGGGGGGCCCUCAUUCCCUGGUGGUCCAGUGAAUGGGCUGUGCAGGAGGGGGGCUGGCAGAGAGCUGUUACUUACCUUUCCUGCAGCUCCUGUCAGCUCCCUGCUCUCUCCUCCGUUCUGGUCAGCUCCCUUCUCCUCAACUGUAAGUGUCGCGGCCGCGCGGAGCGUUCCCCGCGGCUCUCGCGAGACUUACAGUGGAGCUGACCAAACCGGAGGAGAGAGAAGGGAGCUGACAGGAGCUGCAAGAAAGGUAAGUAACAGCUCUCUGCCAGCCCCCCUCCUGCACAGCCCAUUCACUGGACCGCCAGGCUUGUAAUGAGCCCGGCGGUCCUGGUCUGUAUUAUGGCAAUGUAAGUUUCCAUAAUACAGACAUUGACUCGAGUAUAAGACGAGUGGGGGGUUUCAGCACAAAAAUGUGCUGAAAAACUCGUCUUAUACUAGAAUAUAUAUGGUACAUCUGUCUUGUCUCUAGGGGUUUUUAUCUAGUUUCAGGAACUCCAUAUAGUAUCAAAAUAUGUAAGCUUUCAGCUUUUGCUUUUAUUUUUUUUAAUAUAUACUGGGGUCUAGAUAUUAUUUACCAGAUAUGGCUAUUACAUUGAUCACUAAAGAAUAAAAGAGUAGAGUUUAGUAUACCAGGAAUUGAACGUGGAACUCAAUCUAACUGCACAGGAUCCCAUUGUACAGCGCUACAGAAUCUGAUGGCACUAUAUAAAUAAUAUAAUAAUACUGUUCCGAGCCCCGCCAUCCUGUCUAAUACAAUGGCUAUGUGCUUGUUCUUUAAAUGAUCUGUUAUGUUGUCUUGCAGCUUUUCAGUGAGCAAACAUUUUAGAAAGUCAUGUUCCUGUGAAAAAAUUGUCUAUUAUCCCUUUUUUCAGCUAUUGCCAUGGUUAUUCAUGCAUAAACUGCUUUAGUUAAUAGUAAUCACCUGGAUACAUUUGGGACCUGCAGACUACCUCAGUGUAAAACAUCUUUCUGCACAUUAAAACUUAAAGAUACUAUGGUAGCAAAACAACAUUAUUCUUUAAUGACUUAUAAUACAAUUAUAUACAUCAGACUGCACUCAUUCUUCUGCCCAACACACCAAUAAGUAGUGCUGACCUGUGCUGUAUCUACUGUAUUUAAAGGGACACUAUAGUCACGAAAACCACUUUAGUUUAAUGAAGCAGUUUUGGUGUAUAGAUCAUGCCCCUGCAGUCUCAAGCUCAAUUCUCUGCUAUUUAGGAGUUAAAUCACUUUGUUUAUGCAGCCCUUGUCACACCUCUCUACACAGCCUUCCUAAACACUUCCUGUAAAGAGUUAUUUAUUUUUUAAACUUCCUUUAUUGCAAAUUUUGUUUUAUUCAGAGCAGGAGAUGAAAACGUUCAAAGUAAGUGACAUUGAAAAUGAAAAGUGAUUGAAAAUGAAACUAUUUUGUUUUCAUGCAGGCUGUGUCAGUCACAGCCAGGGGAGGUGUGGCUCUGGCUGCAUAAACAGAAACAAAAGUGAUUUAACUCCUAAAUGUUAGAGAAUUGAGCCUUGAAACUGCUGGGACAUGACCUAUACACCCAAACUGCUUCAUUAAGCUAAAGUGGUUUAGGUGACUAUAGUGUCCCUUUAAAUGUGAAGUGUAUUGUUCAGAAUGUCAGAAUGAUCUCCUUGCUUGCGAAGGAUCUUGAAUAGACAUGAUGAAAGCGAGGAAACCAACACAGUUAGCAAAUUGAAGAACGUUUAUAGGAACCUUUGUAUCAAAUAAAAUGGCCUCCAGUGGAUGAAGAAGAAACAUUUCACAGGCAAUAAAAUGAGAAUGAGGUCACGGAGGGAGUAGUCGAUUGCCAGAAUGACGAUAUCAGGGUUUCCUGAUGGUGAAAACCAGCAGGUGGUAAAUUAAGAGCACAAAGGUUAUGGUCUCCAGUCUAAAUACCUUUUAAAUAAAGGAUGAUGCCAGGUAAAUACCAGUAUUAGUCUAUGAGGUGACCAGCAUAGAAUUCAAAAGUUGUAAUGAUUUAGGCGGGUGUUAGUGUUACAGAGAGGGGUGUUUGCCGUUUAUCAUCCUGGCACCGGAGAGUACUUUUUAGGAUAUUCAGUGCUCUGUAUGAAGUUUUCAAACACUGGGUUAGAACUCAUUUUGACCUACUGCUUUAGUACUCUGUGCUAUUGGAUCUACAUGCAGCAAACCUUAUCUUUAUGUUCUUUGUUUCUUUAUGUACCUUCUGCAGGAUUUUUACCUUGUAUAGCAAGUCGUUACCACUGGAUUUAGCUUGUCGAGUAUGGGAUGUGUUUUGCCGCGAUGGAGAAGAGUUUCUUUUCAGGACUGCCCUGGGGAUCCUUAAACUUUUUGAAGACAUUCUGACAAGAAUGGACUUUAUCCACAUUGCCCAGUUUCUCACCAAACUCCCAGAGGAUUUAACCUCCGAGGAUUUCUUUACCUCCAUUGCCGCUAUUCAGAUGCAAAGUCGGAACAAGAAGUGGGCUCAGGUAAGAAAUUUGCUUUUUGACGUUUUGACAUUUUCUGAUGUUAUUUAUUUUUUAAAGGGUAACUCCAACUACUAUGACACUUAAGUGAUUUGAUGCAGUCAUGGUGGUAGAAGUAUGUAUAUGCAGUGUUUUUGCUUGAAGCACUGCACAUACUGAGAUAUUUUUGUUUGUUUGUUGGGGGCAAUUUUUUACCACCAACACGUUACAUUGGCAGCCCGAAUUCUGCUAUUCACAGGUUUUUUUAAAUAAAAAACCUAUGGUUGGACUGUGCAAGGCGCCAGUGAUCUUGGGAGGGGGUGGUGCGGAGGUUCACACCGGUAUGCCUCAGCUGGCACUUUAUUCCAUUAUUGUAAAUUGAGGGUGGAGAAAUCUUCUCCAUAGGGCAGUGUUUCCCAAACCAGUCCUCAAGACCCCACCAACAGUCCAGGUUUUGUCAGUAUUUCCAUUGGAAUAAAACUGGGAAAUACAUAAAUCCUAGAUUGUUGGGGGACCUUGAGGACUGGUUUGGGAACCACUGCCAUAGGGAAUUUUACACCAGAAAGGGUCCCCUCUUCUCCCCCUUUAACCCCUUAAGGACACAUGAAAUGUGUGACAUGUCAUGAUUCCCUUUUAUUCCAGAAGUUUGGUCCUUAAGGGGUUAAAAGGGCUGGAGUAACACUUUAAAGAUACUGUGUAUAUACUAGAGUAUAAGUCGAGUUUUUCAGCACAUUUUUUUUGUGCUGAAACCAGGACCGCCAGGCUCAUUACAAGCCCGGCGGUCCUGUUGGGGGCUGGCAGAGAGCUGUAACUUACCUUUCCUGCAGCUCCUGUUGGCUCCCUUCUCUCUCCUCCUGUCAGCUCCAGUGUAAGUCUUGCGAGAGUCGCUGGGUCAGAACGGGUUACCGUGGCAACGCUUUGCGUGGCACUCACACCGCAAGACUUGCAGGGGAGCUGAGAGAGGAGCUUACUGGAGGAGAGAGAAGGGAGCUGACAGGAGCUGCAGGAAAGGUAAGUUACAGCUCUCUGCCAGCCCCCUCCUACACAGUGCACACCACUGGACCACCAGGGAAUGAGAGCCCCCCUCCCUGGCCAGCUAAUAAGCAGGGAGGGGGGAUGAAUCAAAAUAAAUACAAAUUUAAAUAAUAAUAAAAUAUUCAUAAUCUUUAAAAAAAAAAAAAAAUAUUAAUAUAACAAAAAACAAUUAAAUAUUAAAAUAAUAAAAAAUGCCCACCCCCCACCAAGGCUCUGCAUCACAUACACAAACACACUCUGCAUUCAUACACACACUCUGCAUACACACACACCACACACACACACACUGCAUUCAUACACACACACACACACACACACACUGCACUCAUUAUAUACACACACUGUAAAUAAAGAUUCAAUUAAUAUAAUUUUUUUGGCAUAUAAUUUUAUUUAGAAAUUUACCAGUAGCUGCUGCAUUUCCCACCCUAGUCUUCUACUCGAGUCAAUAAGUUUUCCCAGUUUUUUUGGGUAAAAUUAGAGGUUUCGACUUAUAUUCGGGUCGACUUAUACUUGAGUAUAUACGGUAAAUAUGUAAUUUCAGUCACUUGAUUUUUUUUCUGUAAAUUAGGGUUAGGUGGUUUUUAAAUAUCCAAGAAAAGGUGAGCGUUAUGGUUGCAUAUUAAGGGUGCUUAUUGUAUAUUUUUGUAAUCGAAGAAAUUUGGAGCCAUAUUUAUUAAUGGAAAAACUGAAACGAUCUUGCGACACGCUGCUAAUAUUUCAGUAAUUGUCAUAGAAUCCUUUUAAAUAUUCCUAUUGAUAUAGGUAUAUUUGCCACAUAUUUUAGAUCAGUAAAUAUGCCCCUAAUUGACUGUCCAUAUAAAAGCUGUUAAAUGAUCUCAAUGUUUAAAAAUACCUAAUAGUGUUUACUUUAAGGGUAUUUUGGCAAAUAUGGCAAUGUCAAAUGCGUUGACGGUUUAAAAAAAAUAAUUAUAUAAACUAUUUUUCCCUUCUUUUGUUUUAGGUACUAUCUGCACUACAGAAAGAUAAUCGGGAAAUGGAAAACCGAAGUCCUGCUCUGAAACGCUGAAAAAAUGUUUUUGUACGUUACCUUACGAAAUCAUUCUAAUUCAGGGCUGUCAAUACACUGGAAUGGGCCUUAAUUGUUAAGGUCAACGUUAGGCUGCUCGUUGAGAUUUCUUUCCAAUUGUUACACCUUGUGAGUUGGAAGGAAAUUUCUUAAAAGUAGCACUUGAAUCAAUGUUUGCUUUAAUCUCUGAGGCCAUGCCUCACUGUGUGCAGUAGUUUUGAGUGACUAUAAAUCCAUUGGAUUUUCACUUCAAACAACCAUACCACUCAUAAUGAUCAUUCCUGAAGAUAGCUUGAAUCUUCUGUUUUAGGAAAUUUAUUAACUAUUUUACAAAUUCCACUAAUCCAAAUUAAGUGCAGAAUGUUUUAAUGAAUGUUGGAACCCUUUGGAAAAACUAUAGAUACAGUUUAUCAUAGCUACACAAGAAAUUGAUAUUUACCAAAGAUGCCUGCAAGGUAAAGAGAUUAAAUUAAAGCAAGAAUUAUGUUCAUACUGUAGAUGAAUCUUUUAUGUUCAUGGUUCCAAGCCAUCAUAGCCAUACAAUUAUCACAAAGGCCUAUAGAAGAUCAUCAUAAUAAUCUGGUUGUAAUCCAUUGCUGUAGUGAACCAAUGUCCUGGCUUGUUGGUAUUGUUGGAGUGGUUUUCUACCAUAAAUGCAGUAAAGAUCUGAAAUGUUCAUCAAUGUUCUGCUUCUGGAAGUCCUAUAAAUUGGAUGAAUGUCUGUAUUUGAAGAACAGGAAAGUGAAUUGCUAAAGAGGACCUAUGGGCCAUUAAAAUAUUACAGUAUCCCUGCUUGUGUUAAACUGAGCCAACUGAACAUCAAUCUGUGCUUUAGAGAUUAUUUUCUUUUGAAAGUUAUGCUUGUACUAUUGACUUAAUGGUGACUUUUAAAAGGGUGAAAUAAGGAUCACUUAUGCUUUACAUUGUGCUAGCUGAAAGGUUAGUAAAUGUUUAGAUGUUAUUUUGGGUUUAGAUCGCCACUACUGUGUUGUGAUCACAUUAUAUCCAUCACUCUUUCACACGCACUGGCCACUCAAUAGAAAUGGAUAAUGCAAUGUAUGCAUAAAAAAAAAUCUAAACCCUUAAUUUUGCUGACUUAUCCAUGACUAUGUAAAGCAAAUAUUGAAUAGUUCAUUAGUUUGUCUGGAUUUGUUUUUUUUUGUUUGUUUUUAUUUACUAGUAGUUUCAUAAAGUGGAAGAAUGACAAUAAAAAUAUAAAUCUUUACGAUGGUCUGCCUAAAGGAAAGAUGGUCAAACCCACCUUAUGUUAUGAGUGAAAAACCUUAAAUUAUUUUGUGAAUGUGGGUUAACACCAAUGGAUUUUGAGAACGUGUCUAGCAGUCAUGCAUUCCUCGUAUUUUGGAACAAGCACUUUUUUAACUUUGGAAUUCUCUUUUGUUGUUCAGUUAUUUGUGUUAAUGUUAAUUUGUAUAGCGUUGCAGAAUACCAAAGUUUAGCAUUUUUUUUUCUUAAUUUUAUGAAAGGGUCAAUAAGGGCCUUUGCCGGGCAUUCAGUUUUAGUAACCUGAUUUCAAAAGGCAUUCUGUUUUUGUGUUUCCUCUACAGGUGUAAUGGUUUUUGCAGGGGAAAAAAAAAAUCAACAUUUCUUUGUACCAUUUUCCAUAAAACAUAUUAUAUGCACUGAAUGAUUUUGACAAGAUAAAAAUAACCACACAAGCCUGGAUUUUUAUCUCCCUUGCAAUGAUAAAAAAUAAACAUGAUUGUACUUAAAGAGCACAUACGUCAUCGGUACAAUUCAGUGAUGUUAGAGUGAGCUAAAUCACAGUACAUUGAGGUGAUAUUUGCCGUUGUGAUGUUUGCAGCCAAUUAAUAAUCCAAUCACUCUUUACCAUACACAUUGUAUGAUGGAAUUAUUAUUUUUUUUAAUUACAUUCCGUACUUUAAAUACAUUCAAAUUGUUACACAUAUUUCCCAUAUUUCCAAAUUGACCUGAAAUACUGCUUUAUAGCAUGCCAGUAUGGAUUCCUUGAUCCUUGUGAAUUAUGGUUGAGAGGUACUACAAAUGUAAGGAAGAGCAGACACCUUGCCAAGAUGGUCCAGUCACCCAUGACUACUCAAGCAUCUUCUUCUGGUAGUGCUGUGUGCUCUAUCUUCCAUUGAUCAUGUGCCUGCACAAAACCUUUAUUUAGAGCCCGCAGCAAAAUUAUAUGUUGAUGUACACUCUGUCAUCUUCCACGUUGUGUAUGGACAGUAUUGUGUAUAAUCCAAGUUCAAAAAGGACCAAUAUUGUACAAAAAUAGUCUGAAGCAUUGGCUAAUUGUUAAUUUAUCAGGUUCUUCCCAGAUCUUACACAGUUCUUCUUCACGUGAUAUAUGACUGGUAGGUAGACUUGAAAACACUGAUUGCUAAACUUUAGGACACAAACUGUUAACAAUUUUCUAAUCUUUAUCGAGCCAAAUGGUUGCCCACCCCAAUGAAGUACUAAUGGUCAGCUAUCACCUCAAGUAGAACUGUGUUCUUCAAGGCAGAUCCCAAGGAACUGUGAUCAAUUCAAAGUUUAAUUCAGUUAACAGUGUAACCUUCCACGAUACAUUUCACACUAAUAUCCGAGAAACUUAGUGUGUGUUUCUUAAGAUCUUGCUUUAAAAGAUGAUCAAGGCUACGGUAGAAUAAACUCUGGGAAGUAAUUCUGUAACUCACAAAAUAAAAAUAAACACUGGUUAUAUGUUUUUUGUGAACGAAAUCUACUGGAUAAAUUAUCACGUUUGCGAAUUGCUGUUUUUUGGUUUGUGUAUACUGUAAACUGAUCUAUACAUUUUGUUCUGUUUUGUAUGUAUGUCUGUUCUUAUUUGUGUAUAGAGUUGAAAAAACAAUUGGUUUUAGCAAUGCAAUAUUCCAUUUUGCACAAUUUGUGGGUGUACUGUAGGAAAGUUUGCACGUCAUUAUGCCAUUGCAUUUUGGGAUGCACCCAAUGUUUGUUUAUCCAGCUAGGACCAUACCAAAUCUUUUUAUUUAAAAACCAAUAAGACAUUUGAAUAUCCUCCUCAAUUCAGGGAUUGUAAACAGAUGGCCAUUAAAAAAAAUAUAUAUAUAACCAUUAUAAAUUAACAUUUUUUUUAUUUAUUUCAUUUAAAAAUUCCAUUAAUGCACAUUUUGCCAUUCCAACUAAUUGCAAAUACCGGUGGAUUCACAAAUUGAUUAUAAAAUUGAGUUUAAUAAUCAAUGCGAAUUCCUUUUAUUCUACAGAACCUCAACAGCUAAGCUUAGAUACUACGUCUUCAGAGAGAUGGGGAAGAAGACAAAAUGUUCUCUAAUGUAUCACAGCUUAGUGACUACCAUUAUAAAGGAUAUUUUUAGGUCAAUGAUUCACAGUUCUAUUACUCAGGGUACACAGUAAUGAUACAAAGUAUAAUACAGGGAUGGUAUAUAAGAGAUUUAUAGCGGUUAUUCUACCUGGAUUUCCCACUAACCACGGUUAAUAUUCAUUUUUACGUCCAUAUUUAAGAUGUUAAUGUAUCACAUCUGUGCAUUCCCAAGCUGAGACGGAGCACUGAUUGGCAUGUUCUCAGAGCACUAUAGGGAAAAAAUAACUUUGCUUUAUUUUAGUUAAAUAAAAGUUUGUCAUGUAUGGGUGCCAUGGAAGUCUGAAACUGCUUAAUUUAAUUAUAUUUGUAAUUAUAUAGAGAAUUCCACUUCUAGUUUCAUUUUUUCCUAGUGCUUCCUAUAGAUCUUAAACUGGGAAUGUUAUCUAUUUUUUUGUUUCCUAUUGCUUUAAACAUGACUGUCCUGACCUAAGUCUUGGGUCUAAUAACUACGUCCGAACAACAGGCCCAAUGCCAGCUAAGCAAGUGUUUCCUGUUUAGGGAGUUGUCCUCUUUAAAUAAUUUUUCAUAGGGAACAUCAUUUGGAAUACUAGAAUUAGUUCAUUUCCAAACUCGACAUACUAACACCAGCUCAGGACCUCACUAGAAAAUCCCCCUCCUUCUCUAUAUUGAUCCACGCAGGUGUAUGUUUUACAAUGUGUAUCUGCAUAAAGCAACUUUGAGUCCCGGUCACUUGCUGCUUAUUUUUUUUAACUUUUGUUCUUUUUAACACUGCAACAUCCUACAUUCACAAAACCGCUUUGGGGAGUUGUGUGUUAAAAAGUAACUAACUUUUAAAAUUUAAAAAAUUGCCCUAAAAAAUAAUCAUCCUGCUCAUUGCUCUACUUUUUUAGAAAUGCUUUAUAAAGUAUAUUUAUAGGUACACCCUGUGGUAUAAAUUUGAGAUUUGAAUGGUUUGGCAUGCUAAAAUAAUCCCUUUUAAAGCUAAAGAAAAUUAUGAUUAAAUGCAUCACUAAAAAAAAAAAAAACAUGCUCAAUUUCUCUAAAAUAAAUAAAAUGUGGGUUUGUUGAUGCUUGUAUUCUUGAAAAUUAGGAUUAGGUUUCUGGAUCUUUUACACAUUCGAAAUGCCAAAAAAUUAAUUAUGCAAUAUUCACAGUAUGUACAAGACACAUAUUUAACGUAUGUUGUAGGUAACAUGUUGGCAUUAUGCAAAACAUUCUAAAAUUACAAUUAAAGAAAUAACCACUUAUUUGUGCAGAGUUGUAUGAAAAAAUCCAAUGCAAAUGUUCUAAAUGUACAGUUAUCUGUGUAGAAUUGUUAAAUCGGGGGAAAAGGUGUAUUAAAAAUUGUACUUUUUUGGAUUGUAAAUAUAUGGUUUUAGUAAAUAAAUUUAUGUAAAAAUA